AUGCCACAUCACAUGACAUUUGCAAUUUUUCGAUUUCGGUCAUUGACGGUAUCGGAGAUGGUCUUCAAGCGUGUGAUGGGGCAUUAUAGAUAAGGACUUCACAAAAUAAUAAAUGUGUUUCGUCGUUUGAAGCCACGAAUAACUUUCACUUGGCUUUACGCCAUGGACGCCAGAAACGAUUAAUUGACAUUACAUUUUGGACUACGUGAUAUUAGCUAGCUAGAUAACUUGCUAAAUUAGCUCCCGUUGACUUGUAAUCUAAAUGAGAGAAAGGUCUGAUGCUACCUAGCCAAUUUUUAUGAAAAUCGUGUCGUUAUGUGUAGUUAGCUGACUUACUGUUGUUGGCUAGCAAUGCUGGGGGCUAGCUAGCAAACACAGACAUACAAUGGUGUGCAGCUAACGUUAGAGAUGAGUGGAGCUUGCUCGAACUUGCUUGGUCUAACAUACUCAAAAUGCUCCGUUAUUUAGUAGGUAGCUAAGUUACUUGCAUAAACUUUAAGGAAACCAUUUAUAUUGUUUGCUUGUUAGCUACCUAGCUUUCUACUGCAGUUUUCAAACAAGAUAGCUAACGUUAGCAAGGAUUAACUACUUCCUUGAUGUCUAUAGUUACUCAUCUUGGGAUAUUUUAGUUGGAUGUUGAGCCUCCAUCAGUAACCACGAUAUUAUUGACCAGAUAAGAGGCUAACAUUGCAUAGAGUUUCUUGUUCAGUGGUUGAACUUGUUGACAAGACUUGCUCUCAUUGCUAAUAUAGCUGGAUCCAUAACUCAGUUAGAUGGCAAACGUUAGCUAACUUAAUUGUUUUGAAUGACGGGGACUUAAUUCAAAAGCGCAUUAGACCAUGUUUUUGUGCUGGUCUUACUUUCAAGAGACAAUUGUCAUUAGUUAAAUAAAUAGCUAGCCAGCUAUUUAAGUCAGUUGCUGAGGAUGACUGACCCAGAAAGUCCCCUUUCAAAUUCUGUUUUGGGAGACUUGCAGUGGCUUUGCAUGGUAACACUGUUCAUUGCAUCCAGCAUUACAUUGAUACUGUAUCUAAUACAGUAUUUUUACGACGAUCUACGGAUACAGAAGCCUGAGCAAAACAAUGCGGUUUCGGAGGAAGCGGACGCUCUGUUGGGAUGGGCGCUGUCACUGAAAAGCUGGAAAAGUCAAUGGAGAGUUGCUUGGUGCAGAGCGUUGAAUGACGAAUCGAGGAAGUCUGGGAGCCCAGUGCAACUAACAUUUGAAGAGGAGAGCCUUCAGUCAUCAGAGCUGGUGGUUGGCCAAGUGUCCAGCUUUAAAAAAUCUGCUGGUCAGAAGGCUGCACAAUGCAAGGUUGUCGGGGACAAGCUUCAGUUCUCCCUCAGUGCAUUACCAUCAGCUAUGUCUCCAGGAGAGCCCUGUAGGUACAGCGUGAAGAUAUCGGCACUUGAACUGCAGUUGGACUUGCAGAUAAGGGAGGCUGAAGGAGAGGUCUGGAUGGCCUGGGGGGUGUCCCAUCUGGAGACAUGGGACCUGCAGCUCAGCCCUAGUUUCACACAGGACAAUGCUACAGGCCCAAGUGUGGCUGCAGUAAAGGACGUGCUGAGACAGCUGCUGUGUGCGGCGCAUCCCUCCGUGAUGCUGAGUUGCAGGCCUGCUCAGGCCACAGAGGUCAAGGAGGCCUGUAAGCAGGUGACAUCACCGCCCAAGCCCCCCCGCGCUCACGACUGGAAGCUGCUGGUGAAGAAUAUCCGGGUGACAUGUAAGGAGCAGGAGGACGGUGCUGCAGGCAGUAUGAAUCCCCUGUGUGUGCUGCAGUUAGACGACCCUCCACAGAAACUCUCCACUUCAGUCCUACAAAACACAGCCAGCCCAGCCUGGGACCAGCCCUUCAUCUUUGAGCUGAAUGGACGAUCAAAAGAGCUCAAUAUUCAGCUGCUGGAUGAUGGGAAACCUCAGGAGAACUCCUUAAUGGGUCAAGUGUCUGUGCCUUUUCAUCUGGUGAAGAAGCAACCCAAAGGACAGCAAACAUUUGCCCUCAUAUCCAAAGACCAAGUGACUGGGUCACUUACUGCUGAGUUUACCUACUUGGAACCUAGCGAGGUGCGGUCGUGGCAGCCCCCUACUCCAGCCCUCACUAAGAGAGUGGAAAUGGACCGCACGGUCAUGCCCUGCGGUACUGUGGUCACCACAAUCACUGCAGUAAAGAGUAAACCAGCUCGACCACUACUGCCUGGACUGAGCAAAAAUCCCACCCAGCAGACCCCCAUGAAGCCUCCCAGCGGCACCAAGUCCAAGCUGUCGUCUCGGAGGGUGUCAGAGCAGCCAUCCAUGCUGGGGACGAUGGGGAGUAAGGCCCUGUCCUCCUCCGACACAGAGCUGCUUAUGCUCAAUGGGUCCGAUCCCGUGGCAGAGGCCGCCAUCCGCCAGCUCCACGAGUCAGCCAAGCAGAAGCUCAAGUCCCCGGUCAAGAAGAGCACCAUCAUCAUCUCAGGAGUGGCCAAGACCCCUCUUUCUCAGGAUGAUGAGAUGGCAUUGAUGGUGGGCUACGCUGCUGCGAUGGAUGCCUCCAUGUCGGAGCAGGGUUCUCAGGAGAUUUCUGUGGCGACUGCUUCAGUAGUAGGAGCCAGUAGCAACCUUCCGGAGGCGUGGUCAGAACCCCAGGAGGGCCCCAGUGGAGUUGUCCAGGCUCAAGCCCAGCAGGCCCCGGAGGACUGGGAGAGCCAAGCAGAAGAGGACAUAGACAGAGAUGCAGAUAAAACCUCCAUGUCCAUCUGCAUCUCAGAGUCAGGCUCCAAAAAGAGCAGAGAGGACACCAUUGCUAACCAGAAAUGUUUUCCUGAAGAGAAGCGGCUUCCUUCAAAAGAGUGCCAAGCUGUUCUUCCGCCGGCGCCGCCAGUGCAAGGACCCGGGUAUGAGCCAGUCGCACAACGACCUGGUGUACCUGGAGCAACCUGUGACGGUGGACCGAGAGAAACGCACAGCCACAUUCAGCCGGAUGUUGAACCGCAAGCUGCUGCCCAAGAGCAAGAGCAAAGCCAACGGCUCCACAACCCAGACAUCCACUCCCACCCUGGAGGAACAACACCCAGCCUGACUCUCCCUCCAAUAGUUCUGGAGCCCCCCACGUCACCUCUAACCCCUUCUUUAGUCCUCCAGCCCCCCACGCCGCCACUCUUACCACCUCUAAUCCCUUCUUUAGUCCUCCAGCCCCCCACUCCAACACCCCUACCACCCACUUCUUCCCCUCAUCUAGUCCUCCAGCACCCCACUCCACCACCCUUACCACCUGCUUCUUCCCCUCCACUAGUCCUCCAGCCCCCCACUCCAACACCCUUACCACCUGCUUCUUCCCCUCCUUUAGUCCUCCAGCCCUCCACUCCAACACCCUUACCACCCGCUUCUUACCCUCCUCUAGUCCUCCAGCCCCCACUCCACCACCCUUACCACCUGCUUCUUCCCCUCCUCUAGUCCUCCAGCCCCCCACUCCAACACCCUUACCACCUGCAUCUUCCCCUCCUCUAGUCCUCCAGCCCCCACUCCACCACUCUUACCACCUGCCUCUUCCCCUCCUCUAGUCCUCCAGCCCCCACUCCACCACCCUUACCACCUGCCUCUUCCCCUCCUCUAGGUCUCCAGCCCCCCACUCCAACACCCUUACCACCAGCUUCUUACCCUCCUCUAGUCCUCCAGCCCCCCACUCCAACACCCUUACCACCUGCUUCUUCCCCUCUAGUCCUCCAGCCCCCCACUCCACCACCCUUACCACCAGCUUCUUCCCCUCCUCUAGUACUCCAGCUCCCCACUCCACCACCCUUACCACCAGCUUCUUCCCCUCCUCUAGUCCUCCAGCCCCCACUCCACCAUCCUUACCACCUGCUUCUUCCCCUCCUCUAGUCCUCCAGCCCCCACUCCACCACCCCUACCACUCGCUUCUUCCCCUCUAGUCCUCCAGCUCCCCACUCCACCACCCUUACCACCUGCUUCUUCCCCUCCUCUAGUCCUCCAGCACCCCACUCCACCACCCCUACAACCCGCUUCUUCUCCUCAUCUAGUCCUCCAGCCCCCACUCCAACACCCUUACCACCAGCUUCUUCCCCUCCUCUAGUCCUCCAGCCCCCCACUCCACCACCCCUACCACUCGCUUCUUCCCCUCUAGUCCUCCAGCUCCCCACUCCACCACCCUUACCACCUGCUUCUUCCCCUCCUCUAGUCCUCCAGCACCCCACUCCACCACCCCUACAACCCGCUUCUUCUCCUCAUCUAGUCCUCCAGCCCCCACUCCAACACCCUUACCACCAGCUUCUUCCCCUCCUCUAGUCCUCCAGCCCCCCACUCCACCACCCUUACCACCUGCUUCUUCCCCUCCUCUAGUCCUCCAGCCCCCCACUCCAACACCCUUACCACCUGCUUCUUCCCCUCUAGUCCUCCAGCUCCCCACUCCACCACCCCUACCACUCGCUUCUGCCCCUCUAGUCCUCCAGCUCCCCAUGCUGCCUCCACCCCUACCACCUUGCACUGACUGAGAGAUCCCACUUCCCAAGCCGUGAAUCAUACACUACUGGUUGGGAAAACUUUGUCUUUUAUCUCCCUUCCUCCUGCUCUUCCUUCACCCUCACCUUUUUUUGAAGCAAAAAUAUUUGACAGGAAGUUUAUCUGUUUGGGUGAUGCUAAUUUGAAUAACUUUCACCUUCAUGCCGUUUCACGAGAUAUUUUUUUUGUGUGAUUUAAGUUUACCGUUUGUUUACAUCAUUAUUGAAACAUUCUGUGUGUAUGGCCUUCUAAACCAUGAGAAGAACUACUGGUGGCCAACCUGGACCCUUGUCCAAUCAGAGGGUAGUAAGGGCAACCUGAUGGGAUCUAAUGGAAGGUGGACCAAA
Molecule: messenger RNA, 4839 nt
Organism: Oncorhynchus gorbuscha (pink salmon)
Lineage: Eukaryota; Metazoa; Chordata; Actinopteri; Salmoniformes; Salmonidae
Product: C2 domain-containing protein 2-like
Exons: 14
Coding region: 926-3430 (834 amino acids)
Source: RefSeq, a predicted model, not a curated record